Tricharina praecox is the source of this 2360-nucleotide messenger RNA. RefSeq names its product acetyl-coenzyme A transporter 1-domain-containing protein. Gene Ontology annotation, molecular function: acetyl-CoA transmembrane transporter activity. Gene Ontology annotation, cellular component: membrane. The record is from RefSeq and is a predicted model, not a curated record. Bases 256 to 2097 code for a protein of 613 amino acids. The transcript has 4 exons. Lineage: Eukaryota; Fungi; Ascomycota; Pezizomycetes; Pezizales; Pyronemataceae.
UCUUAUCUUAUCUGUCUCACCCGUCGUUUCCGAUCCGGACCCUCGUCGAAAUCCUCUGCUAAACUCUGACUACUUACUCCAAACUAGUCCCUGCUACCACAUCAUCUGAACACGGUGGAGCAUUAAACGAAUCCCUGUCUUGACGCGCUCGCCCAACUACCUCUCGAAGGGCCUAGAUAUCUCCACCUACCUAGUUGCUUGGGAGCAGCUUAGAAGCAAAGGAGAUCCACAUCUACUCUAGACUCAGUGCUGUGCAUGUCUUUCUCUCCUCUCCACGUUACCAGCACCGACCACAAUUACUUCCGGACGAACAGGACCAGCACUCAGGACUUUGAACUUCAGCCCCUGUACGACCCAGACGUAGAAGACACUGACGACACCGACUCCAGCAGCAGCACCACCACCGCUUCGGUCCGAUCGGGAGAGAGAAUGAAUCGUAGCAGACGAGGGGGUGGCUCAUCAUCCGGCAAGCGCAAGGGCAUGAAUUCCUCGUCGUCGGUCGAGUUCCGGCGCGGGAAGGUAGGGGUGGAAGGUGGGGAAUCCUCGGCCGCGCAGACGGAACACCUCAUCGCUCGGGAAUCCUUCUCGCUCGAUCACGAUCACGAUGUGUCGAAGCCCGCGGCCGCGUCGCUGAUGGACCUGUCGCCAAAGGAUAGGCGCAACUUCUUCCUGCUGGUGCUGCUCUACUUCCUGCAGGGCGUGCCGAUGGGGCUGGCGAUGGGCUCAGUGCCGUUCCUACUCAAGUCGAAGCUCUCGUACGGCGAGAUUGGCGUGUUCACACUGGCGUCGUAUCCGUACUCGAUGAAGUUGUUAUGGUCGCCGAUCGUCGACGCAAUCUGGAGCCCGCGGAUGGGCCGGCGCAAGAGUUGGAUCGUUCCGGUGCAGGCGGUCAGCGCCAUCAUGUUGCUCUGGUUGGGCGGGCAGGCGGAGAAGAUGAUGGAAGAGGCGAACACGAGGCUCUACUUCUUCACAUGGGUGUUCUUUUGCUUGGUGAUGCUCUGCGCGACGCAGGACGUUGCGGUGGACGGCUGGGCGUUAACUCUGAUAUCCCCCGAGAACCUCUCGUAUGCGUCGACCGCUCAGACCGUCGGACUUACCGCCGGCCAAUUCUUGUCGAACACCGUGUUCCUCGCCUUCAAUUCGGCCGACUUUUCGAACCACUACUUCCGCUCGACACCCCUCAAGAACGGCCUCUUCACGCUUGGAGGCUACCUCCAGUUCUGGGGAUGGGCCUACCUGCUUGUUACGAUUGGUCUCGCGGUCCUCAAGAAGGAAGAGAAAACCAGCAACCGUGAUGGCAUCGCUAGCGUCUACAAGACCAUGUGGAGCGUCCUCAAGCUCAAGCACAUCCAGACGUUCGUGAUCAUCCAUCUGAUCUCCAAGAUCGGCUUCCAGGCGAACGACGCCGUGACCAACCUCAAGCUGCUCGACAAGGGUUUCACGCAGGAAGACAUGGCACUGACGGUGCUGAUCGACUUCCCGUUCGAGAUCGCCCUCGGCUACUACGCUGGUAAAUGGUGUGCGUACUUCCCGCCGAUGAAGCUGUGGAUGUGGGGCUUCGUCGGCCGCCUCAUCGCCGCCGUACUCGCCCAGAUCACGGUGUACAUCUUCCCCAAAGACGGCGUGGUCGAGAGCUGGUACCUCCUCGUCGUCAUCGCAGAGCACAUUUUCUCCACCUUCGCCGGCACCGUCAUGUUCGUCGCCAUCUCUGCGUUCCACGCAAAGAUUGCCGACCCCGAGAUCGGCGGAACGUACAUGACGCUCCUAGCCACCGUCUCCAACCUCGGCGGGACCUUCCCGCGGAUCUUCGUGCUGAAGCUAGUCGACUACUUCACGACGGCGACGUGUUUCCCGCCAGAGAAGCCGACCUCCACCUUCCCCAGCCCGUUUGCGGAGUUCAGCUGCGCCCUCGAACUCGAUAAGCACCGCUGCAUAGACCAGGGCGGCAAAUGUGUCAUCCAGCAGGACGGGUACUAUGUCACGAACGUGUUGUGUAUACUCAUCGGUGUUGUUACCUUCUGGGGAUAUAUCAAGCCCGCCGCGACGAGGCUGAGCGCUCUGCCGUUGAAGAGCUGGAGGGAGUAUGAUAGAAUAUGAUAUAGUACAGGGGGCCCGGGGAUGGUGGUGCUUGUAUCUGGAUCUUGGAGAUAGAUACCAUGUAUGUACCGUGGAUGAGAGGCGGACGCGUAUUGUAUUGAUAGAACAUGCUUCUGUUUGUUUUGUUUUUCGCUUCAGGUUCAUCUUCUGAUUACCAUUUUCCUUGAGUUGUUUAUAUGGUGGGAGUUGUCUAGACCGAUAUGCAUGUCUGUUUACUACUGCUAUGUACCUCCUCUGCUAUAAAAGACCAGAACAUUCACCCU